Molecule: messenger RNA, 4878 nt
Organism: Penicillium brasilianum
Lineage: Eukaryota; Fungi; Ascomycota; Eurotiomycetes; Eurotiales; Aspergillaceae
Source: the annotation of a GenBank genome assembly
AUGAGCAAAAAGUUCAAGUCGCAGGCCUCCAGCAGUCGCGCUGCGGCCAGCGCCUUUGGGGGGUUUGGGGGAUUCUCAAAUGCCUUUGACAGUGGUGGCCGGGAGCCAUCGGCAUUGACAUACAUUACGGAGCCGCCAGACCUUUCUCGCAUCUGGGAUCAGCAACUCGUGAUUGCAUAUAAGAACUUGCUGAAGAAAGAUGAGAUUACGCGCACCAAGGCUUUGGAAGAGCUGAAAGAAUACAUUUCUUUAGUGGAAGCCAAGAAUGGAACAGUUGAUGAGGGCUUCCUAGAGGCAUGGGUCAAAGUCUACCCUCGCGCUUCAAUCGAUCUGUCCCGACGAGUGAGACAACUGGCACAUAAAAUUAUGGGAUCUGUCGCCGGUGUUGUCGGGAAGAGAAUCGCACCAUAUCUUUCCAAGGUUGUUGGGGCUUGGCUGGCAGGGCUCUACGACAGUGACCGACCAGUUCAUCGGUCCGCCCUCGAUUCUCUUACAACAGUCUUCUCCACAGAAGCCAGAAGGAACAACCUUUGGAAAAUCUACCAAGCUUCUAUAUUGGACUUUGUAGAUGACGUUCUUCUGCACCAAAAGCCAUUGACUUUGAGUGACGAACGGACGGUCAAGCGCGAUGACGCCGAGGCAAAGUAUGCGCGAGUUGUCGGUGCUGCUCUCUUGCUGUUCAAUCGCAUCCUGGGAAAUUCACCCGACGAUGAUCUACGGAAAAACCUUCCAGAAAUCGAGGCACUGCUCGGGAACAAGUCUUUGUGGGCUUUCUGCACUCAUGAUGACCCGUUCGUGCGGCGUUCUAUAUAUGUGCUUUUGCGUUCGACCAUAUCUCGCGAGCCAGCGUGGGUUGACUGGAAAGUCCUGAGUUCAGCCAUCAUUGGAAAAUCGCUAUCUACUCCACAGCUGGGAUCCGCUUCUGAACUCUCCGAGUCUGUUCUCCUCUUGACAUCAUCACGGCCGCAGGUAUGGACAGAAGACUAUACGGGCAAGACUUCUGCGUCCAAAAGGCUGCGCCAGUACAUUCAGAAAGGGUCACAGGGCGGACAUGGCAGUUUCUGGUCAAACCUUGAUCAGCUGCUUCGCAUAAUUCCCCAAGAUGUGCUUGCGGGUGCCGACAAAACAUCCAAUGAUGGAGCUAUCACGAUUUCAAGUGUAUCAGCUUUAACCGAGGCUUUCCAGGAAGGUCUUCGUUCUCGAGAAGAGCCACGUCAAAACCUGAGCAUUGGUUGGAAAACCUAUGUUAGGAUCGGAGGCUGGCUCUCAACUCUUGUGCCCGGCGAACAGAAACUCGAAUUCAUUCAAACUAGACUAUUUCCACUGGUGGUGAACUAUGUGCAGCCUGACCAUGAGCAGCCCCAGUGGACCCUGCCUUCAGAUUUAGCUGAAGAAGUUUGUACCGAGUGCAUCGCUACACUUGUCUCAAAUGGGCAGCAUGACGAACUCAAAUCCCUCUGGGUACAGGUUGCGAAUGGUUUGCUGGAGGCUGUCAAACUGUCAUCUCCAGAACAAUCAAAGGAUUUCCACUCAUCCCAAGAUUCAAUCUGUUCCCAAGCGAAACGACUCUUUGCAUUGGUAGCCGCUGUCCUUUCACAUGCCUCGGAUGCCGAGAGUGAAGCGAUCGUACAGAACAUUUUCGAGAAUUCCACCUCAUUUCUUCUCGAAGGUUGUUUACAAGUUCUUUGUUCGCGCAAUGGUAAGCCCUAUGGCGCUGCUGGAGUCGUUGAAGAAUGUGUUCGCCGGAUGCCUUCGGUGUCGAAUCGCUCUCAGGGCCUCCUCAAGUUCAUCCAAAGUGAUGCGCCUGGGCUUCUCUUCUCCCCAUCGGGUGAUCGCCUCAUUACAAUCAUCUUGGCAUGCCGAGAAUGGGAUGGUUUCUCUUCCAGUUUUGAAAAUGUUGUUGAAAGUGCAAUGGAAUUGGAGCCCGAGCAGUCCAACGCCCACAUCCUUCAAAGUCUGCUUUCCAACCUCGACUUCAAUGAGGUUGGGGACAAAGCCAAAUUAUCUUCUUUGAUCAUGCGGGCUUUAGACAAGUCCCUACGAGGAAGUCAUUCUCACUGGGCUAUCGUCAUCUCGGUUCUUCGGAAUCCGUCCUCCCAAGGUCAAUUGAGAGAUGAAAUAUUCUUGUCGAUAAUCGAUGCGCUGUCCCAUGAUGAUAAGGUCUUUGAUGCUUUGCAUGGCCUCUCUCAUCUUGGACAAGCUGUCCCGUCUGCAGUUCGCGACUUUCAGGCUGGAGACCAUGGCUCAAAGCUAACAGGGAAGCUACUGUUUCUGACGGAGUCCCCAUCAGAGGAGGUUGCAAGCCUGGCAGAGUCACUGAUGAAGACUUUCAAGGAGACCGUGGUCGGAGACACAAGCACCAAGUCUAAGAUUGAAAUCCUUAACAAUGGGUUCACUCAUGCCAACGAGGAAUCAUUGUCAAUUGAAUCUCUCUAUGCUAUUGCAGAGGAGCUUUUGCACGGCCUUACAGCAGAUCAGCCUGACUAUGCAAUCAAGGAUAUCUUGCCUUCUUCUGAUGCAUGGGAGAAUGCCAUGGGCCCCUUCCUUCAGUUACCGCCGCGCAUUUCAACAAGCAUUACCGGCCCACUUGGGGGCAUUGUCUACCUCGUCCAUCGCGAAAUUUCGGAUUCGUUCAAGGCAUUGUGGCUUGAAAUACCCCGUGACUCUAGCCGUUGUUCUGCUGCAUUCCGCCUGGCAAGCUUCACAAUUCAAGUUUUGUCCUCCUUUGAAGUGAUAAAGCACCUUACCAUCGAUGACCUCGAGACCCUCAUCUACUAUCUACCACUCGCCGUUCAGUUGAUUGACGAUGACCUAAGCAUCGAGCAUUGCAACGGCAUUACUGGGCUGAAAAUGCCUAAUCAACGUGAAGACUACCUGGAAAUAGUCUUCAAAGGGCGCCAGAUCAUCAGCAACUGGAUCCACGCCAAGGAACCCCUAAAGCCGUCACAGAAUGUUACCAUUUCGUCUUCGUUGACCUCUUUUUGGGAGAGCAAAUUGGAGUUGCUGAGCGGAACUUCGCCUGUCGACUACCGGAUCGGAGAGGCUUUCACCAAAAUCAUGACCUCUAUAGAGGUCGUGGAGCACCCCAAAUCGGCCGAUGAAGUUGCGAAAAUUUGUCGCGAGGCAAGAAGCGCCAACGCUAUUCGUUCGGCAUCAUGGUUUGCUGUUUUGCGAAGCUCAAUACUCUCAAGCCCUGUCGGAAGCAGAGUUUGUAACGAGUUGGUCGCAGAUUCUACGGGACUCAAGCCCCUCGACCCCUCCUCUGAUGGACUGCGAAAACUCGCAUUGCUCAACAUCUUACUCUCUGGAGAGGAAAACUUUGUAUCGACUAUUCCCACGCAACGAUUGGUCUUCCUUGUCAAGCAUCUGAUCGAAUGCCUUCAAUCCGACAUGAAAGUCCUUGGGCUACGAGCUGAAAUUCUGCGGACAUUGACAUUCAUUAUCCCCGGCCUGGCCGAAAUCUAUGGCUCGCACUGGGAGGAGAGCAUGGAAAUCCUCAGCGUGAUAUUCAGAGAAACCAAUGGCGGAGAAGAGGGACUUCCUCUUCUGUUCUCUUCAUUCAGAUUCUUUGCGCGUCUGAAAUCUAUGGCGGAAGGGGACAGCAAUGAUGAUCUUCAAGAUGCCUGGUCAGAGCGAAAGACUGGACUGUUCAAUGAGGUGGCUUCUACUAUCGGACAUUUUGAUUCUGCAACCACGUUCCACCAACCGCGUGAUGUUGCCGUCGAGCUUUUGCGACGUCUCAUUAAAUCCAUACCCAUUGAGAAGCUUGAGGACGUUAGCGAGGUCUUUGGCCUCCUAACUGCGCACAGCCGCUCCGUCCAGCGCACUGCUUACACAAUCCUGCAUCGGUUCAUUCCUCAGGCACAAGAACAAGUCUCAUUCGAUGUGGCGCUGUCCAAAUCAUCCGUUAGCCUUCCAGAUGAGCUUAUAUCCUUGUUGCUGGAGACACCAACAUCGCAAAUGGUCGACGAGGCUUAUGGGGAUGACAAGAUGUGGACUACCAUACGGGCCUACCUCUUGAGCUGGAAGGUGGUGUUUGAUCAUUUCACCAACGCAUCGCUCCCCGUCCAAGAGUUCUACACGACAAAUAUCAAGGAGAACGACGUCUUGAUUCCAUUGUUGGAAUUCACUUUCGACUUCCUUCAAAAGUCUCACGGCAAGAUCGUUGAUGCAUCCAAGUUCGAUGUACAAAACUUUGAACCGGAUCAGUCUGAGAAUGCUGAAAAGGAGACGCAAUGGCUUCUGAUCCAUUUGUACUACCUUUGUCUCCGUCACUUGGCGAACAUGACCAAGAAUUGGUGGAUUGACACAAAGAAACGAAUCAAGGGCCCAGUGGAAUUAUGGACAGAGAAAUACAUCUCCCCACUUGUGUCUGCAGAUUCCUUCCAAGGGGUUGAGGACUGGGUCUCCACGCAAGAUCCUAACGAGGAGCGAGCAUUGAGCGUGAAAAUUGCGCCGAAGACGGCAGAAAUCAUCGCCAGCAUCCCCGUCGAUGAGGAAUCACCCCCAGUCUCCAUUUCGAUUUCUCUCCCACCGGCAUACCCACUUCACCCCGCACUAGUAGUUGGCCGUAGUCGGGUGCUUGUGGACGAGAAGAAAUGGAAGAGCUGGCUUCUUACCAUUCAGGGUGUUAUCAUGUUCGCCAACGGUAACCUGGUUGAUGGCCUCCUGGCCUUCCGCCGGAACGUGCAGGGUGCUCUGAAGGGACAAAGCGAGUGUGCCAUCUGCUACUCGGUCAUUUCGACUGAUAUGCAGACACCGAAUAAGCGAUGUGCCACUUGCAAGAACACUUUCCACUCCGUUUGCCUGUUCCGAUGGUUCAAGAGCAGCAACCAAAGCACCUGUCCGCUUUGCCGCAACAACUUUGUAUAUGUUUGA